Messenger RNA from Thelazia callipaeda (thelaziosis nematode), 591 nucleotides. The record is from the annotation of a GenBank genome assembly. Lineage: Eukaryota; Metazoa; Nematoda; Chromadorea; Rhabditida; Thelaziidae.
AUGAAUGAGUGGGCAAUGAAUGAGUUGAUGGCAUCAAUCGAGGUGACUCGCCUCGUAUAUUCUCCUUCACUCAUUUCAUUCACUACAAAUGGCACGCAAACAGACACGGAAAUAAAGUGUAUUAAAUUGGUAGUAAUCCUCAUGUUAUUAUGGAUUCUACUAACUUCAGUACAUCUAAUGAAGAAAUUAAAGAAGCGUUUUAAUGCUGUAUUCCGUGGUAAUGAUUUGUCGUCAGCAUCGCCAGACAGUACAUAUGCAACUGGAAGUAUAAAAAUAAUUUACAGAGAAGACUGUAUUGCAGUCACAAACAUAAAAAAAUCACAUCAAAAAUUUAGAAAUUGGACAUUAUCUGAUUCGAUGAGUGAGUUGGCAGAACGUUUAGCAGCAGAUGGAGUAAUUAUUGAAGAAUGUGAUAUUCCUCCAGGCUUUAUGCCUAAAGCGGGAUUUCCAAUUUUGUGUAUGAAUUCAAAACGCCUACCUGCAUCAAUAUCACGACAAUUCCACUCAGAUUAUUCGAGAAAUUUGAAAGCAUAUUCUCCUACUCAACACCAAUAUUCAUCAUUUCCCAGGCAAUCUUGUAAGUAUGAAUAA